Molecule: messenger RNA, 969 nt
Organism: Oldenlandia corymbosa var. corymbosa
Lineage: Eukaryota; Viridiplantae; Streptophyta; Magnoliopsida; Gentianales; Rubiaceae
Source: the annotation of a GenBank genome assembly
AUGCAAUUAGUUUGCUUGAGAUUAAUUAAUUGUAUCAAGUUAUUCAUUCCAAUUUUGUUUGCUUUGCGGAGCCAGUAUUCAAGCAUUUCCUAUGAGAAUGCACUGAAAUUUUUCGUUAAAUCGAAACCAUCGGAGAUUGAGUACCCCCUGGACUGCGCUACAUGGAAUGCGACUAACAAAAACACGUGUCCAAUCACUUAUCCAAUCAAACACGAGCCCGCCUUGUGGUGGAAAAGCGAGACAUGCCCGGAAUAUUUCCGGUGGAUUCAUGAAGAUUUAAGGCCAUGGAAAGAAGAAGGGUCAAGAGAGAUUACGAGGGAGAUGUUGGAAAGUGCAAGGAAACAUGCACAUUUUAGGGUGGUGAUUUUGGAUGGGAAAGUGUACGUGGAGAAGUUUAAGGACGCAAUUCAGACCAGAGAUUUGUUCACUAUUUGGGGGAUUUUGCAACUCACCAGGUUGUACCCUGGAAGGUUGCCGGAUCUAGAGUUGAUGUUUGACUGCGACGAUCGGCCGCUCAUUCCACGUGGACCCAACGCCGGUAAUCCGCCGGCUUUGUUCGGGUAUUGUUCGGAUUCGUCGCGCUUGGACAUCGUCUUUCCAGAUUGGUCAUUCUGGGGCUGGGCGGAGAUAAACCUAAGGCCAUGGAGGAGUAUGUUGAAAGAGAUUAAAGAAGGGAAUAGAAAGAGAAAUUGGACAGAUAGGGAACCCUAUGCUUAUUGGAAAGGAAAUCCUAGAACGGGUGCCUGGAGGCGUGACCUCAUGAGAUGUAAUCCCAACCACACAGUUGAUUGGAACGCUCGUUUAUUCAUCCAGAUACAAGAUUUAUACAGAAGGAAACGGAUGGUCAGUGAGCGAAAAGUACAUUUUUGCAUGCGAUUCGCCAGUGUUGUUGAUCACUCCUCGUUGGCACGACUUCUUCGUAAGAGCCAUGAUACCACAACGCCAUUAUUGGCCUAUUCGAGACAGUGA